Messenger RNA from Cylicocyclus nassatus, 1618 nucleotides. NCBI's taxonomy places the organism in Eukaryota, Metazoa, Nematoda, Chromadorea, Rhabditida, Strongylidae. The record is from the annotation of a GenBank genome assembly.
AUGCCGCUCCAAAACACAUUCAGAACGAUGAACUCCACGUCGCCAAGUGGUGCAGCGACUGUAGCGAAUAUUGCCUAUUGUUACGUUUUACCGAUUGUGUGCGCCAUAGGAGUUAUAGGUAACAUUACAAAUCUCAUAGUGCUAGCCAGCCGUCGGUUACGAGCCGUUUCGUACAUGUAUUUGAGAGCAUUAGCGGUCGCUGAUCUUCUUUGUAUGAUAUUUGUGCUGCUGUUUGUGACGACCGAGAUUCUCACAAAAAAUCGUGUACCAAUCAACCAAUACAAGGUCUACCAAAUCUACCAGUGUCACUUCAUGCUCACACUAAUCAACUGGGCCCUCGGAGCCGGUGUAUACGUGGUGGUGGCGUUAUCGCUGGAACGUUACAUAUCCAUUGUGUUUCCGAUGCAUUUUCGUGCAUGGAAUUCACCAAGAAGAGCGUCGAAGGCCAUUAUAAUUGCCUAUAUUAUUCCUGCUCUGUUAUAUAUACCGUAUGCAAUCACUCGGUAUAAAAGUAUCGAGAAAUGGGAUGAGCAUGUGAAUGCUACCAUAUAUAAGAUAGACGACCAUGAAGUCUAUAGGACAUUACCGUGGCAGAUCUAUAAAUGGACACGAGAGACUAUCCUACGAUUUCUUCCCAUAAUAUUUUUAUCCGUACUGAAUAUACAAAUCAUGAUUGCAUUUCGAAAACGACAAAAGAUGUUUCAAAAAUUGACGAAAAGAAAGGAACAGGGAACAGCUCACAAGGAUGAUACGUUGAUGUAUAUGCUAGGCGGAACAGUAUUUAUGUCGCUUUUGUGCAACAUACCUGCUGCAAUCAAUCUUUUACUGAUUGAUGAGACGCUCAAACGACGGCUGGAUUAUCAGAUAUUCCGAGCAGUAGCGAAUAUUCUUGAAAUUACCAAUCAUGCUUCGCAAUUUUACGUGUUCUGUGCUUGCUCGACCGACUACAGGACGACAUUUCUCCAGAAGUUCCCAUGUUUCAAGAAAUCCUAUGCAAAUCGUUCACGAUUGAGAUCGUUUGUGAAACGGACACAGUCAGUUAUAACAAGGGAGAAAGAGAGCGAUCAACCCUCGUCAAGUCCGAAGGUGGCUGGCUCACAUCAAAAAGCUCCAGCAGAGCCAGAAACCGUGGAUGUUCAUCUAGCAUCCGGAGAGGAAAGCUUGAGCGAGGGAAGGGAAUCCGACUCCCUGAUCAAGUAUGGCGCUGUCGCCAAACUCGCAACCGAUACCAAUGUGCCUGUAACACUGUUGGAUAGCUUCGUGCUAAUGGAAACGACAAAGCAUGGAUGUGGUGAACGGAAGCUUCCGCUGUCGCUUAAAUGUGAUACGUACAAUACGUUCGGGUUUUCGGAGUUGGAAAAUUCUAGAACAGUGACUGUACCGAAAUAGAACGCAUAUAAUCUGGUACAGUCUUCUGAUGAAUCCAAUCCUUCGUUCCAUCGUCAUAUAAUACCGCUCUUUCUGUGCGGGUGUUUCCGCAACCUCUGCGAUUUUUGUUGCAGUUCGUGAUCUCUAACCAUUUGAUUUGUAUUGGUGCCAUUGUUUUCUUACACUUCUUCCCUGGUGAUCAGCUCAUAUAUGAAAGCUUUAAUGUGAUAUAAAUUUGUUCAUGUGCACC